Messenger RNA from Balaenoptera acutorostrata (minke whale), 14026 nucleotides. RefSeq names its product StAR related lipid transfer domain containing 9 (gene STARD9). NCBI's taxonomy places the organism in Eukaryota, Metazoa, Chordata, Mammalia, Artiodactyla, Balaenopteridae. Gene Ontology annotation, cellular component: cytoplasm; centriole; nucleus. Gene Ontology annotation, molecular function: microtubule motor activity; ATP binding; microtubule binding. Gene Ontology annotation, biological process: microtubule-based movement; spindle assembly. The coding region runs from base 84 to 13919 and encodes 4611 amino acids. The record is from RefSeq and is a predicted model, not a curated record. The transcript has 35 exons.
GCUGGGCUGGGGCUUGGCUUCUGGCUGGCGUUGGGGAUGCUGCUGCUGGGCCGACCUGCGGGACUUGAGCCUUGGCCCGAGGGAUGGCCAAUGUGCGGGUGGCCGUGAGAGUCCGGCCCCUCAGCAAGAGGGAGACCAAAGAAGGGGGAAGAAUUAUUGUGGAAGUUGAUGGCAAAGUGGCAAAAAUCAGGAAUUUAAAGGUGGACGGUCGACCCAGUGGCUUUGGCGACUCCCGGGAGAAGGUUGUGGCAUUUGGCUUUGAUUACUGCUACUGGUCAGUCAACCCAGAGGACCCCCAGUAUGCAUCUCAGGAUGUGGUGUUCCAGGAUUUGGGGACUGAAGUACUGUCUGCAGCUGCCAGAGGCUACAACAUGUGCCUUUUUGCCUAUGGGCAGACAGGCUCUGGGAAGACAUACACCAUGCUGGGCACCCCAGCCUCUGUUGGGCUGACACCACGGAUAUGUGAGGGUCUCUUUGUCAGGGAAGAAAACUGUGCCCCACUGCCUUCCUCCUGCAGAAUAAAAGUAAGCUUCCUGGAAAUCUAUAAUGAACGAGUGCGGGAUCUGCUGAAACAGUCUGAUCAAAAAAAGACCUAUAAUCUGCGGGUCAGGGAGCACCCAGAGAUGGGGCCCUAUGUACAAGGUUUAUCUCAACACGUAGUUACCAGCUGUAAGCAAGUAAUUCAGCUCUUGGAGGAGGGGAUAGCAAACAGAAUCACAGCAGCAACCCAUGUUCAUGAGGCCAGCAGCAGAUCCCAUGCCAUCUUCACUAUCUACUAUACGCAGGCAAUGCUGGAGAACAACCUCCCCUCUGAAAUCGCUAGCAAGAUCAACCUUGUGGACCUAGCAGGCAGUGAAAGAGCAGAUCCCAGUUACUGUAAGGACCGGAUUACUGAAGGAGCCAAUAUCAACAAGUCUCUUGUGACUCUGGGGAUCGUCAUCUCCACCUUAGCCCAGAACUCUCAGGUAUUCAACAGCUGCCAGAGCCUCAACAGCGCAGCGAGUGAUGGUAGUGACAGUGGGAUCCCUAGCUCUCCUUCCGGGACCAGCAAUGGAGCAGGACCUUCCCAGAGGCAGUCUUACAUCCCCUACCGGGACUCUGUGUUGACCUGGCUGCUGAAGGACAGCCUUGGAGGCAACUCCAGAACCAUCAUGGUUGCCACUGUAUCUCCUGCACACACUAGCUACAGUGAGACCAUGAGCACGUUGAGAUACGCAUCCAACGCCAAAAACAUCACCAACAAGCCACGGGUAAAUGAGGAUGCAAACGUGAAGUUGAUCAGAGAACUCAGGGAAGAGAUUGGAAGACUGAAAGCCAUGCUGCUGAGCUUUGAGCUGAGAAACUUCCAUUCAUUGAAUGAGGGAAAGGAUGAAAAUCUGAAGGAGCUGGCUCUCCAAAAUGAAUUGAAGAUUGACCAGCUGAGUAAAGACUGGGCCCGUAAGUGGAACGAGUGGAAGGCCCUCGUGGAGCGUUACAGAGUGGACAUCAACAGCAGGAGGGCCGGGCUGGUCAUCGACUCCAGCCUGCCGCACCUGAUGGCCUUGGAGGACGAUGUGCUCAGCACGGGUGUCGUGCUGUAUCACCUCAAGAAUCUGGUGUCUGUUAAACUUCAUCUGCGGACCAAGAAGGAGGGGACAACAAAAAUAGGAAGGAUUGACUCAGACCAGGAACAGGACAUUGUCCUGCAGGGUCAGUGGAUCGAGAGAGACCACUGCACUAUCACCAGCGCCUGUGGGGUCGUCAUUCUGCGGCCUGCCCGCGGGGCCCGCUGCACAGUCAAUGGCCGGGAGGUCACCGCCUCCUGCCGUCUGACCCAAGGAGCAGUCAUAACCCUGGGGAAAGCACAGAAGUUCCGAUUCAACCACCCUGCAGAGGCCGCCGUCCUGCGGCAGAGGAGGCAGGUUGGAGAGACUGUUGGUAGCAGUGGCUCUCUGGAGUGGCUGGAUUUGGAUGGAGAUGUCACUGCCUCCCGGUUGGGCCUCUGCCCUUUGCUUGGGAAGGAAAGGAAGGCGCUGGGAGAGCAGAGUGGCAAGGACCACAGGCCACCGAGGGCUGGAGAGACACCCUGCGGGGCCCAGAUUCAGCAGCGGCGGAUGUGCUUCGUGGGGGAUUUGAGGCAGCGAAUCCUAGUGGGACAGAUUAGAGCCAAACAGGAACGGGAACUGGACGGGACGUGUGCCAGCCAGCAGGUUAAAGACGAGACCAGAGGCUCUUACACGGGGCUGGAAGCAAGAAUAAGGAAGCGACCUUCCUCACUGCCCUCAUGCGCGCUUGUCCACGUUCUGCUGCCGGCCCUAGCGUGUGCCCGCUGCCCUGCUGAGGCCCGGGGCUUCGUCCACUUGCCCUGUGGUCAGGGGCCCCGGCACUCCUGCCCCAGAGGACCAUGUGGCCCUCAUCCCGCCACGUCACCCUGGCCAGCUCUUCACUCUGUGCAGGUGCAGCCGUGGCCGGAGGUGCCUGAGUCCAGGGAGGGAGGACGGGCUGACCUUCUCUCAGGGUAUUUUUGGUUCGCAGACCAGCAGUGGCUGCUCAGAGAAGGGACCUGGCCGGCCGGCUUGCAGCAGCAGUUGCAGCAAGACCGUGUAGAAGAGAAAGAACUUGCAGCCGCUGUGCCAUCUGAUUCAUGGUGCCAGACAGACCCUGAGACUCAGCCAUCUCCCCUGGUCCAAAGCCAGAAGAGGGUGGUGCACCCGCAGCUCCUGCGGAGACUCGCGCUUCGGGUGGCGGAGCAGAACGGCCGGCAGAGAAGGGUCUCGUUCCAGCUGGAGAGGAUCAUCGAGAAGCCGAGGCUGCUGGAGGCCCACAGGAGACCGGAGCAGCUCAGGGCGCUGUGCUGGCUCCAGGAUGACUGCCCCCGGAGGCCCACCUUCCCGGCCCCCUGCCCUGGUGCCCUGGUCCCAGGGCCUCAGCAUAGAAGCAGAUUGACAAGUUGCAGUUCUUUGAGCCUCCGAAGGCCCUGCAGCCGGCACUCAGCCCAGCUGUGCAGUGUUUUCCUGAAUUGGGAUCCCUCCACCACGUUACCUCCUAUGCCUGACCCUACUGAGCAAUUAUCAGAGAAAACCCCAUCAGAAGAGUACUUGCCCCAGGCUGCUUAUUACCCCCCAAGGACAGGGCAUUUCAUCAAGCAUGCCCUCCGUUCCUCCGGCGAGGGGCAGCUCUGCACAGCCAGGAAGGCCCUGGCCAGGAAGGGAGCCUCACCCCCUGGCACCUGCCUCACUGAGAGCUGCGAGUCUGCCGGUGUCCAGGAAAUGGAGAGAGUGGCCCUGCUGGAGCCACGGAAGCUGGAGGAGCCCCAGGGGAAGGAGCGGGAUCUCCCAGAGCCAGAUGACUCCGACAGCGAAGACAGCCAAAUAUCUGAGGACUCGCUGGCCGAGAAGGGGUACCAAAGCCCACAGGACAGCCCAGGGCUCAGUUAUCUCACCCAUGGCCAUGGCCACUCCAGGGCCGGAGCUCAAGCCUCUGUGAGGGGCUUCACCACACCCUCAGAUAGUCGACUGUUCACCCAGACUCGCAGGAGCUUUUCCCUCGACAGCCUGAUUGACGCUGAAGAAGAACUGGGGGACUAUCGGCAAGAAGAGCCUUUCCUCCGUUCAGCUGACGAGAUGCCCACGGAGACUUUCUGGCGCCUGCAGAACUCCAGUCUGCCCGCAGGGGACCAGGAGGCAGUGUGCAGGCCUGGCCCCAUCAGCCACAGAACAGGAGCCAGGCUCGAUGCCGCCCUGCCAGUGAGCAGUUCAUGUUACCUGGAGCUCCAGCCCCACUGUGAGCAGCCGGAGUUGGCGGUGGAGGCAAGCUCUGCAGAACAAGCCAACACUCUCCAAGACGUGCAGCUUUCAAGAGGGAGCCCUCUGGUGUCCAUGGAUUCCUGGUUCUCCUGUGACUCCAAGAUCAAUCCCAGUAGCCCCCCAGGUUCUUUAUGUCCAAGGCCUGACGUCCAGGAUGUUCAGCCCUGCGGUUGGGAGAGGCCUGGAUACUGGCCCAAUAUGGAAGAACUAAAGUCAUCAGAUACAGAAACAGUCCUGUCCUACAGCUCCAAACUGCCCCUGGGCGGUGCUGAGCUGCCCUGCAGUGUCAGAAGUGUGUACACAGUCCCUGUUUCUGAUACGACCAGGGUGUCCCUCUGGGGCGCUUAUAGGCUUCUUCAGCCAGGAGCCGAUGGCACCUUUCAGGCCAGAGGGGUCCCUGACGUGGCCCAGCAGGGCGUCUCUGAAGCAUCCAACUCUAGUGUGUCAAGCUUGUUGGCUGCCUCUGCCAGCUCAUUCACUUACGUUGGCAGUGCCUGUGAGAGAGACUGGGCUGCCCUUCAGCAAAAGUACCUCCUUGAACUGUCUCAUCCUGUUUUGGAGGCCACAGGAGCACCCAGUCUUCCUCCUCAAGUGAAGGGAAAGCCCUCGCUUGAGGAAGACUCUGGUUCCCUGGCCCAAGCUUCUGGCAGGGGAGGAGAUGCUCUAUUGCCAAUUGGUCCUGGGGUAUCUAGAAGCCCGGAUUUCAACAACUUUCCUAUCCAUCUGUCUAGAAUUAGGCAUUUGAGAGCUGAGAAAGGACAGGACAGUCUGCGUGACGAAGUAGAAGGUACUUCAGAUUUCUUUACAACUAGUGAGAAAGAGAUGAGUCAUAGUGGAACUUAUUCAGCGGACGUAGAAUCAUCGACUUCUGGAACUACAAAUGCGCAGGUCUCUACAGCAGCGAACAAGACAGCGCAUCCCGUGAUGGGAGCAUGGGGGGUCAAAGAGAGCAGCUUGGAAGAAGCCUCUCAGAGUAGCGAGAAACCUGGACUCAUGACAUCCUCUGAUGAAUGUUUCAUCCUAACGAACGCUUGUCACCAUAUUGUCACCAUAGACACCAAAGAACCCCAUUGGCCCCGAGGCUGGGCUCCUUUGAGGAAGAAUAGUGCAGACCCAGGGAAGCAAUUAGGUCAGAACAGCCACUGCCCCCUGCAGGAAGAGAAGGCAGGCUCCCAGGAGAGCUCCAAGGAAGCUGGUAGAAGACACAGCAGGUUUUCCCUUGCUGUUCCUUCAGGUCCAGAGCUGUACCUCCACUCUGCGCCCUGGAAUCCACUCCCAUCUUCCCUGCAGCCACCUCCCUUGGAAACAUUCUAUGUGACCAAAAGCCGAGAUGCCCUAACAGAAACCGCCUUGGAAAUCCCGGCUUGCAGAGAAGCAAGGGCGCCCUCCCCACCUCCCAGGGAAGCAUGGGGCUUUGGACACGAGCACCAAGUCCUCCAAAAUGUGUAUGUGAAGAAUAAAUUGCCAGUACUGUUACAAAACCAGAAUUCCAAGAUUGCAUCAUCUCAGCAGGUCACAGCAGAGAGGCCAGUGGAUCUGAACACCAAGGAAGUUUGCAGAGAAAAAGGGAAAUGCCUUGGAAACAUUAAAGAAGAAAGCCAUAAUUCAGUUUAUUUUUUUGUCACUCAGAACAGACAUUUUCUUCCAUCUACCGGCAUAAAAGUAUGUGAAUUUGAAAAUCAAGUUGGAAUUUUAAAUAAACACAGUCUUCCAGUGCUCAAGCAGGGAGAAAAGGCUACUGUACAGUCCUACUGCAGUGUUUCCUCAGACAGUUCUGGGUCAAGGAAUUCUCUCCUGGUGUGUGAGUCUGAGACGGGUGGGGAAGAAGAGCAGGGGCAGGAUGCAGUCCUCAGAGAGACCCAGGCCUUUGACAUGAAGAGACGGUUUCCUUCUGGGGUCAGGUCUGAUUUCAUCUAUAAAACCAUCAAUUUAGGCCUUGACAAGGACAAGAUAGAGGAAGCCACUCUUUCUUUGAAGUCCAGAUCAGUACAUCAUAGAGUAAGCAGCCCAGAGACAGCAGCCCAGGAUGAGGGUCCAACCCACAACGGGGAAAGGAGGAAUGAAAUUGGGCUUCUUGGAAAAGCGCUCCAUCCCAAAGACGGCUCAGAAGAGUUUAAGUUUCCACAGGCAGAGUCUACAUAUGAAAGAUUCCAGUCAGUUACAUGCUUUCAGGAAAGAAACCUCGGUGAAUGCAAGGUCCCUGGAAAGGUGCGAGAAACGUUAAACCCCAAAGGAGAAUCUCCUGGAAAGAAAUGGAGUAAAAGAGAUAAUAAUGCUGAUGAGAUGGCUAGGCUAGUUAGGAGUGUAAUGCAGCUGGAAAAUGGCAUCUUGGAAAUUGAAUCCAAACAGAGUAAGCAGCUAUGUGCUUCCCACACACCGGGAGUCAGUAAGGAGUUUAUGUUCCAGGACCAGAAGGACCAGGAGAUGGCUGACCAUGUGCUGAGGCCAGGCAGCUUUAGAAACCACCUGUCCUUCAAGGAUCAGCCAUCUUCUCCAAAAUGGAAAGAUGAUGUUAUCUUUAGGGAUGGUGAAGCUGGACAAAUGGAGGUUAACAAUAGCAUUGAUCCCCGGGUACACGACAUCAGAUUUGUGAAAGGGCACACCUACCCAGCUGUAUUAGACAGACCCGCCAGGGACACUGGUGGUUAUUUAGGGAAAUUUACAGUUUGCAGAGAAUGCACCAACACUUCUGCUCAUCCAAGGAAAACGAAAGCUUCGGCUAGAGCUCUGCCAUUGCAGCCCAUGCCUGAGAGGACUUCUGAGGAGGGCGAGCUGGUGAACGCAGUGUACCCCAGACGGCUGCCCCGUGGCUUGGGAAGUCUUGAGGAGCUGGAGACUGUGAAGGGUUUUCAGGAAAGCCAUUUUGCCAAACACAUACGUACUUCUAAGCAAGAGGAGCCAGAAGUUCAAGGCAGAGUUGAAGAAACGGCUGUGCAAAGAGGGGGCCUACAGGAGAAAAACAAAGUGGUUUCAUCAACUCAGAAACUCCCUGGCCCGUGCCAGCCUUGUGUGCGCACAUUUUUCAGCCAAGAGACUGGCCCAUUGCCAAGCCAGCCAGAGUCCUGUAUGGCUCCUCGCCGAGACCUGAGUAACGCCUUGCCCUUGAAUUCAACAAGGCCGCCAAGAACCUAUCUUUAUGUACCUGGUACUGUAGGCAUCUCUUCUGUUGACUAUGUGCUGGAUCCCACCCUGUUGGAAAUGCCCACCAGUCCCCUGGUAACUGGAUCGGGGCGUCAGGACCAGAGUGGAGAGCCCGGAUGCCACAGCCCACGGCAGGGAGACGAUAGACAGGGCUUCUCCGCGGCACACCCUGCUUGGUGUGGGUCUGUGAUAUCCAUGGCUGUGGGAUCUCGCAGUCAAUCCGGUGCACCAGCGAGCAUUCCCCUGGGGGCAGAGGGCAGGAGGUCAACAAGCAGCGGACCGCAAGGCCACGGAGGGGACCUCAGAAGCACCUUGCUGGGCUUGGGUAGCAGGGUGGGUUCUCCUUCUGAAGCCGAGGCAGCUGUACCAAGAGGACCAGACAGAGCCAGUUCCCUGAACAGGGCCUCUAGCCCGCUUGAAAGGGCCAGCUGCCCCUUAGAAGAGGGGGACAAGCGAGGCAGGGGGGAGAGGCAGCAGGCAGAGAAGGAGGCCGAGGACCUCAGUCCUGCCAGUGGUGCUUUCUCAGCACCUGUGUCCUUGCCAAGGGUGCCUCUUCUGGAGCCGUCUGCCCGUCCACCCACGUGCCUGGCUGAGUUGGAGGAGAUCGGACAGGCAAAGGCCCAGGGGAAGCAGCUUCACAACGUGGUGGCUGGGGGCACAGUCCUUCCUCACGAUGAGAUGCUAUUAGGACCUGAAUGUUCUUCAGGGGCCCCUGGCAGGCCUCAGUGUCCACAAAUGGGCCAGUCAGUGUCAGCCGGGACCAGAAAUGAGCGUGAAGCAUGGGGAUUUCAUGUGGCGUCUCUCUCUGCUAAACCAGGACACCUGUCAAGUGAUGAGAGGACAUCUGUCCUUCAGGCCACACCCCCCUCUUCAGACAGCUGUCACCCUCUGCCCAGCACUGACACUAACACAGGGCCACGGCACCCCUCACGGACUUCCUCCCACGCUGACCCUGCUCCAGGUAAAAGUCACUGUACCGGAAAACUGAGACAUUUCCUGGGAGCCAGUGAACAGUUUGUGUGUCACACUGGCUCUUCUGAAAUCAUAGAGAAAGAGGGAGAAGCAACCAGAACACCUUCCUCUGCUGAUGCUUUGGGCUCAGACAGUCUUCCUUCUUCAGCAGCUGUGGAGGAGGACAGGAGGGUAAGGGCGGAGGAAGUAGUGGCUGCCUUACCUUCUCAGGCCCCUUUUGAUGAUGCUGGAGGGAUUCCACAUGGGCGAGGCCCGUUCGCUGCCUGGGAGGCUGCCCAGGGUGUGCUCCCUGGCUGGCAGGAGAGCAGCCCAGCCCACCAAGAACCUGGGACUCUGGACAACACAUGGGGAGGAGGUCCUGGUAACUUCCUAGUGGCUGCACAAGGAGGAAGAACAACCUGUUUUGAAAGUCAACUUGUGAUCUGUGAUGUUCAGAAUUCUGCCAGCCUCUCAUGGCCUAACCAAGACCAGGGCCAAUGUCUUGAGGCUUCCACCGGCUUAGAAGAAGGGAAGGCGAGUCCCAGAUGGGGUGCCGUCCUGCCCAGAGCCCUGAGAGGGAUUGAACCGGAAGCUCGCUCUCAGCAGCCUGUGAAGCAGGAGGGGAGUGUUGGCUAUGGGCUAGCAGAAGCCUGCAGGGCCAGUGUCGAAGGUCCCAGGCCAACUCUGUUGCCGGAUCAGAGACCCGGGGGAGUUAGGGAGGAGGCCCUGCGCACGUGCCUGCGGGAAACUUCAGACUGUGGUGUCUUUUCGGGGAGCACUGAAGGCAGCAGGACCCUCAGCCCAUCUGGGGGCCAAGAAGACAGCAGAUCUCAUCCUUGCCGGCAACCGCGCAACCCUCAACCCGUUGCUUCCGGGGCCCGUGCCUCCCCUUCCUCCACUUCACUGUGUUACAGAGACAGUGACCUGGGCAAGGGGGCUUCCGAGGCCACCCCACACACUCGCCACCCACCCUGCGUGGUCCCUGCCAGGGCCUGGGGAGUGGAGAGAGGAGAGGGCCAUUGCGGGGAACCUGAUGUGCUCUGGGCACAUGGCCUUGAGCCCAAAAGCAUUAAUGUGGAGUUGGGGCUGGCAGACGGCAGCACCCUGGAGACCUCUGCUGCUGCUCUCCUGCCUCCGGCUCAGGGCUGCAGCUCCCCUUCCGCCCCUGAUGUGAGGACAAGUCCCCUCAGCCCCUGGGUUGCUGACGGAAGCUCCAGGUCAGUAGGGGAUCCUGAGAAAAAGGCUGCCGAGAAGAAAGUCAGCACUGAGCUUGAGGCUCCCCCUUUCCACGCAGGCAGGUGCUCUGAGCCAUCCGGGAGGUUUCAGGACAGCUCCGCUGGUGGCCGGAGUGCACAGGGCUCUCAAACCAAGCCAGAACCACCUGCAACAGCUGGGGGACGACACAGCCUGAAUUUAAGUGAAGGGUGUGUUGAGAGUGAGCCGCCGGUGGAACCACAACGUGGAUGUUUGGGAAAUGCCAUCAGAUGCCUUCCAGAAAAGCCGCAACUUUCCGCAGAGUCCAGGGAUCAUAGUGGCUUGGAUCCCCAAGCCCAACUGGUAGCAGAGUUACAGCGCGUCUCCAGUUCCCAGGUUGACAGCCCCCGGGAGGAGGAAGAGCAGCAGAGAGACCAGGCUUCAGGUGGCCGAGAGGACGCUGCCUGGGGCAGGAGCCCCGCAUGCGCUGAUGAAGGUGGCUCAGGCAGCUGUCAGAUUAGAGGUGCAGGCAGAGAGGACGUGGCUGUGGCCAGGCCCCCUGCAGCCUUCAGAGACUCAGCCACUGUCCCCUUGGGGCAACGCGCAGCAUGUUGGCCUGUGGCCCAGGGCCCCGGGCAGCCCUCUUCUGGCGGGGAGCAGCCGGCACCCCGCCACCAGUGCUCACUUCCUGUGAUCGCCAUCGUCUCUGGCCCCAAACACUCUAGACCGCAGUUCUCUGUGGUCAGCUCUCCCCGGUCUCUUCAGGAGCUAAGCUUGAGCGUGGAGCCUCCUUCCCCGACAGAUGAGGAUAUACAGGAGCCUAGCAGAUUGUGGACCCCACAUCCCAGAGGCUCUUCCUCAGGAAAGUCUGCGGCAAGAACGUCUCUGAAAGCUGAGGGCCGCGAUCAGGAAGCCUCCUCUGACUUGGAUGGCAUCGCUGCUGAUCCCAGGUCCCUGCCAUCCACACCCCCUCCUUACCCGGCGACUUCAGCUCUCUCGUGCAUGCCGACCCCUGCUCUCAUGGCUGCUCGGCCAUUUGGUACUCCGGAACAGGUGCAGCCGGGAAAGCCAGAGAGACUGGGUGGCCAGGCACGGCUCUCUGAGGCGGGCGGAGGAGCCCUGCUUUUUAGCCCCAGCGCCAUCGAUCCCGGCGUCCUGCCCGGGCGUCCCGAGGGGCCUGCGCGUGUUGGCUGGAAGCAGUAUGUGUUUGGCGGCGCAGCUGAUGUCUCCCGUGGCUCCACACCCCAGGGCCUGACACCGUCCGACAUGGACCGGUGCUUCCGCGAGGACGACGGCCUAGACGACCAGGGCUGCCCGGUCUACUUGCACCGCAGCACCUUGGCCAGUGCCCGAGGCCUGUCGAGCACACGCAGCCACGUUGAAAGUGCCCGCCGUUCCCGUGAGGCCUGGGGAGUCUGGGGUUCCUCGUUUGCCCUGGGGAGCCCCCACGUCCUGAUCAGCUCUGAAGGGGCAGCCCCCCCUAAGGGUCCUGGCGAGAGAGGCGGGUUCCCGGGCACCCCUGAUGAGGCAGGCUGUCUGAGGAGGGAGCCCCCCUUGGCUGGAGGAAGUGCUGCGGGCCCGGUGGAUGAGAUUAUGCUGCUGUACCCAUCAGAGGCGGGCGGCCCUGUGGGUGUGUCCAGGAUGAACACCUUGGAGCAGGGCACCCAGACCCUGGGCUGCAGGUCCCGCUGGAGCUACGCUGACCUCUCCUCUGCUCAGUCGGAUCUGGCCUCUUGGGCCAGCAUGCACGACCUGUCUCUCCGCCUCUCGCAGCUCCUGCACAGCACCUCGGAGCUGUUGGGGAGUCUCUCCCAGCCAAGUGUGGCCAAAGAAGAGUGGAAUGCCAAGAGGGAGGCCCCGGGUGAGGUGCCCCAGGCCCUGAGGAUGGACGGCUGUACUCAGACCACCAUGGAUGAGGGCAUCCAGACUGACCCGGCCUCACCACCUCUGCAUCUCCAGGCCCCAGAGGCCAACCCUCAGAAAGUCAAUGCGGUCCUUGAAAGGCUGGGCUCAGAUCUUUCCAUCACGUCUCAGGAAAAGGGACAUGUCCCAGGGACGCUUAAGAAGAGAGGGGCAGAGGGGACUGCACGGAAAAUAGCAGGGCCCCAAGAUCUUGAGGAAGAAAACACCCUCUGCAGGCCCCGGAGCGGCCCCGUACCCUCAUCCCACUUGAGUUUUCAGAAAGUCCCCUCUGGGCAGAACCUGCCUCCUCUGAGCCCCCAGACUUCUCCGGAUGCCCCCCUGCCUCGCAGCCUGGCUGGUGGCAGCCCCGGCCGCAGCCUCAGUGCAUCUCCCUCCCCAGGGCCCUGCCCCCACGCUGUGGAGCCUGUGGAGGAGCCCAGGGUGCAGAAGGAGCGGGGCCCCACGAGCGCCUUGCGGGUGGACAGGGCCUCCUCCCCGAUCCUCACGCUUAGCGCCAGCACCCAAGGGUCAGGGCGCCCCCCAGGCGCUUUGUCUCUCUCGGCCCCCUCAGCUCAUUCCCUUGAAGGCUGCCAGAAGCUCAUCUCCCGCCCAAGCCUUCCCCUGGGCGCCCCGAGGCCUGCAGUGGGUAAUUAUUCUCAAACCACUGAUGAGUCAGGUAGCUCUCAGAGAGUGGAGGCCCUGUGUGGAGAAGGUAGCAGUCCCUUAGAAGGGAGUGACCACAGGUGCUCCCUUGGGCUGAGCUCCCGAGGCCACCCAGAGCAGAGCGCGAAGCCCCAAGUCUGUUGCGUGGAGCAGGCCCCGCAGUGGCGUCAGCCCAGGACCACCACCGGGGCCCAAGGCAGACUGUCACCUCCACCACCGGGAAGCAGGAGCCGGAGGCUGGCUGAUGGCUUUGUGCCUGAGGACAUGGCCUCCCUAGAGUGUGGCCCACUGAGCAGUAGGGGGCUGAGUCGAUGGCAGUGCAGGACAGAGAAUGGGGGUGAGGGCUCAGCAUCUCCAGAGGAGCCACGGCCUGCUCUGAACAUUUCCUCUUCGUGGGGAGGCCUCCGGCGCCGCCGCCCCUGCCCUUUCUUUGAGUUGGCUGAUCCCUCAGGGCUCCGGGGUUGCAUCUUGGGCCCAACUGAGGCUUGCCAGCCUGAGGGGCCGCUGCGCCCCAGUUCCCAGAUGUGUACGGCCCCUGAGCCCCAGCACCAUGGUCUGAGGGACCUCCCGGUGUAUAACAAAUUCAGCGAUUGGUGUGGGGGUCAGGACGCCUCCCCUGGGGUGCUGGGUGUGAUGGAUUUGCUGGGGACCAGAUGUGAUUGCAGCUCAGGAGAGCAGGGACAGAGGCCCCCACAACCUCCUGAGGACCAGAGCCAGGCGCCCGAGUGGUCCCAGAGGGAGCAGAUCCCCCUGCGAGUUGGGGCCCAGACCCUCUCCCUCAGCGUGGAACUCACAGAAGCAAAACUGCACCACGGCUUCGGGGAGGCAGACGCCCUGCUGCAGGUGCUGCAGAGCGGGACAGGGGAGGCACUCGCUGCCCAAGAGGAGGAGCCGUACGCCUGGCCAGAACGCACCACACACAGCCUCCGGAGGGAGCGGGCUGAACGACUUCAGAACUUCCGCCGGACGGGAAGCCUCAGCCCCCAGAAACAACUGAGCUUCCCAUCCAACCGGGAUCUCCCCACCUGGGCCUUUGACUUGCCCAGCAGGCGCCGAGAAUACCUGCAGCAGCUGAGGAAGGAUGUUGUGGAGACCACCAGGAGCCCAGGAUCAGCGUCAAGGUCUCCUCACCCACCCUCUGACAUAGAGCUGAUGCUACGAGAAUACCAGCGGGCCCGUGAGGAGGCCAAGGUGGAGAUUGCCCGGGCCCAGGCCCGACUGCGGGAGCAGACUGAACAGGAAAAGCUGAGAAUCCGCCAGCAGAUCGUCUCCCAGCUGCUGCGGGUGGGGAGUGGGGAAGAAGAAAAGCUACAUACCCUGGCCACCUCCAGCUCUUGGUGCACCAGCUCCAACGGAAGCCUCUCCUCUGGUGUCACCUCUGGCUACAAUAGCAGCCCGGCCUUGCCAGGCCAGCUCCAGUCCCCAGACAGUGUUGGGGACACAAACUUGCCUGAUUCCAGAGACUCCUGGAUAGGGGAGGUGUGGGGCCACUCUGAAGUGAGGAACAGUCAGCUGAACCUGGCCAGCUCUGCCUGGAAAACCUCAGCCUGCAGCCGCAGAGCCUCCCUGGGCAGUUGCUGCUGUUCUCCAUCCAGCCUGUCCAGCCUGGGGACCUCCUUCUCCUCCUACUACAAGGAUUUGGCCAAGCACAUCGUGGACAUCUCUAUGGCUGAUGUAAUGGCUGCUUGCUCAGAUAAUCUGAACAACUUCUUCAGCUGCCGGGCAGCAGCUGGCUGGAACCAUCAGGGCGAGGAGCAGGAGGUGCAACUGUACUACAAGGUGUUUUCUUCUACCCGGCAUGGCUUCCUGGGGGCUGGCGUGGUGUCCCAGCCACUGUCUCACGUGUGGGCAGCUGUGAGUGACCCCACCUUGUGGCCCCUGUACCACAAGCCCAUCCAGACAGCGAGGCUGCAUCAGCGGGUGACCAACAGCAUCAACCUGGUGUAUUUGGUGUGCAAUACCACCCUGUGUGCACUGAAGCAGCCACGGGAUUUCUGUUGUGUCUGCGUGGAAGCCAAAGAGGGGCAACUGUCUAUCAUGGCAGCUCAGUCUGUGUAUGAUACGUCCAUGCCGAGACCCAGCAGGGAGAUGGUCCGAGGGGAGAUCCUGCCCAGUGCCUGGAUCCUGCAGCCCCUCACUGUGGAAGGGAAGGAGAUCACCAGAGUCAUCUACUUGGCCCAGGUAGAACUUGGUGCUCCAGGAUUCCCCCCUCAGCUCCUAAGCUCCUUCAUCAAACAGCAGCCGCUGGUUAUAGCCAGACUGGCUUCCUUCCUUGGUAGUUAGCAUCUCAUGGUCAAGAUGGCGCUCCAGGACGCCCCAGAGAUGCUGGGGCAGCUCUUGUUACUCUCCAUAUCCUGAUGUAAGAAGAGCCAAGGCUACCUGCUGUGGCC